Molecule: messenger RNA, 534 nt
Organism: Gaeumannomyces tritici R3-111a-1
Lineage: Eukaryota; Fungi; Ascomycota; Sordariomycetes; Magnaporthales; Magnaporthaceae
Exons: 5
Coding region: 1-534 (177 amino acids)
Source: RefSeq, a predicted model, not a curated record
AUGGUCGCUAACGGUAAUAAAAGCACGUCCCAGAGUAUAGAUGGAGUCGAGGGUGGCGUCGUAGGUAUGAGCGGCAGCCUCGUCUUCGGGUUGACCCUGCAGCAGCAGGGAGGCUGCCAGGGCGGAUUAGAAUGCUCCGAUGCGCUUCGAGCGGCCGGAACCCUGACCCUCGUAGGCGGUGGUUGGGACGAUAGAGAUUGCGCUCAAGGGAGCAAAACGAGCGCCCUAGAAGUUGCGCCCGAGGAACGGGCAAGAGUCAACAAAGAGGACAGCCCUACGGGCCACUUGCGGCUUGAGUUCAUGCACGAGGUCAUGGCCCACAUCCGCCCAGAGCAUCCCAAGUCCAUGACGCUCCGGGUUCUACUCGCCAUAACAAUCAUCUCCGCUCAAUUCAAACUCCUCGCCUCCGGUUCGCCACCGGACGUAUGUCCGCGCGCGAGCGCGCCUCCGGCACGGCUGCUGGCAGCGCCAGCAGCCCCAAAGGCGGCGGAGCGGUUACCGACCGCCCCGAAGCCAGCAACAACACCACCAUAA